AUGGACUUUCUAAAGUCGGCCGUGGCUUCGGCCAUGUCCCAGGGACCCCCGUUUCCCUACACUUUUGGCGACAAGGUCGACGUUGACGAAUCAAUCUGGACGCUGUACAAUGGGACAAGGCGGGAGGAUGGUUCGAACUGCAGUAUAUUCUCGUUCGAUAGCACGGCAAAGAAGAGCCUGCUGCCUCUUGCAAAGAACGCGCUGAGAAAGCUGCGCACGUUGCGGCAUCCAGGAGUCAUCAAGGUGCUGGACACUGUCGAGACAGACACGUACAUCUACAUCGCUACCGAGCGCGUCACUCCUCUUCGAUGGCACGUUCGAAGGAAGAGCUUGAGUCCCGAGACGAUCAAAUGGGGUCUAUAUACUGUCGCUCAAACACUCAAAUUCAUCAAUGACGAUGCGACAUCAAAACACGGCAGCCUAAGAGUCGGCUCAAUAUAUACCACAGAAAGCGGAGAGUGGAAACUGGGAGGUUUCGAAGUUCUAAGUAACGUUAAGGAAAGCGAGUCUACUCUUGAUAGCUUCGGAAGCUUGGUUCCCGACUCUGGUCGAUAUGCGCCGCCAGAGGUGGCUCAAGGAGGAUGGGCCGCGACAAAGGCACACCCUACCUACGCCGUAGAUUCGUUCAAUUUUGGAACUCUCAUCUUUGAAGUCUUUAAUGGAGACUUUCACGGCCCAGACCAAGCUGGCCAAACCAAAAACAUACCCCCGUCCAUGCAGACAAGCUAUAAACGCCUCUGCAACGCCAACCCCAAGGCACGAAUUAGUGCCGGCAAUUUUCUAGACCUUGGACGACGAUCAGGCGCUUUUUUUGAUACUCCGUUGAUUCACCUAACGGACGGGAUAGAGAAUUUAGGGGUGAAGAACCCUGAUGAGCGCGAGGAGUUUCUCAAUGAUUUGGAAAAAGUAACAGAUGAUUUUCCCGAAGAAUUUUUCAAAGCCAAAGUCCUCCCAGAGCUUGUCAAGUCGGUUGAAUUCGGCGGUGGCGGUCCCAAAGCUCUCACUGUCGUGCUAAAAAUAGCUGCCAAGUUGCCCUCUGACGAUUUUGAGCUAAAGAUUACGCCUUUCAUUAUUCGAGCCUUUGCGAAUCCUGAUCGUGGCAUUCGGGUGUGCCUGCUGGACAGCCUUCCACUUAUCAUUGAUCAAUUAUCACAAAGAGUCGUCAAUGACAAGAUCUUCCCACAACUAGUUACUGGGUUUACAGAUGCGACGCCCGUUGUUCGAGAGCAGACAUUGAAAUCUGUGCUGGUUGUCAUUGGCAAGCUCUCAGACCGCACUAUCAACGGCGACCUUUUGAAGCAGCUGGCAAAGACGGCAAACGAUGAACAGCCUGGCAUUCGCACAAACACCACCAUCUGUCUCGGCAAAAUUGCAAAGAACCUUGGCACAUCUUCAAGAUCCAAAGUGUUGAUAGCUGCUUUUACACGUUCCUUGCGCGAUCCCUUUGUGCACGCGAGAAAUGCAGCACUCAUGGCACUCGCUGCAACAGCCGAAUAUUUUAAUGAGGAUGAUAGCGCCAACCGCGUUUUACCAGUGAUAUGCCCAGCUUUGAUUGACAAGGAAAAAGUAAUCCGGGACCAAGCCUCGAAAACAAUGGACAUCUAUUUGCAAAAAGUUCGCAAAGCAGCUGCUGCCAUGCCUGAAACCGCUCUACCUCCACCCCAAUCGGCCGAUGCCGCUGCUGCUCAGGGGAGCACGGUACAACCAGGCGCAUCUUCCGGAAGCAGUUGGGCGGGCUGGGCCAUUUCAUCAUUCACAAACAAGCUUACUGCUGUGGCUGGGGAUAUGCAAACUGCCAAUAGCCCGAGCCCAGGUCCUGUUUCUCCAUUACCUGAAACUGAGGUGAAGAAGCCGGCUACAGCAUCCGCAUCAUCUCUUCACCGCCAAGCCGUGACAUCUCCUCCCCCAGCAUCAGGCCCAUCGACACCUAGUGUCGCCAGUGCGAUAGCUGGACAGUUUCUGCCCGACGACGAUGAUGACGCAGGUGACGCUUGGGGUGAUAUGGGAGAUGAUGACGCUUUUGAGACGCCUGCUGCAGCUGCCAAUGCAUCAACAACUGUGUCCGCGACGCCCUUUGGCGAAGAUGAGCCCGAUUUUGCAGGAUGGCUAGCGGCGCAAGCGAAGAAGGGACCGAGCAAACCAUUGCCAAAGGGACUAUCAAAGACUACCACGGCCAAGAAGCCUAUAACAAAGACAGUGGCGAAGCCCGUGGCAAAACCGGCAGCGAAGCCCGCAGCUGCUAAGAAGAUUGAUCUGGCACCGAAAGAAGCAGACGACGAUGAUGAUGGGUGGGGAGAUGGUUGGUAG
Molecule: messenger RNA, 2307 nt
Organism: Trichoderma breve
Lineage: Eukaryota; Fungi; Ascomycota; Sordariomycetes; Hypocreales; Hypocreaceae
Product: protein kinase domain-containing protein
Exons: 7
Coding region: 1-2307 (768 amino acids)
Biological process (GO): tRNA export from nucleus; protein phosphorylation
Cellular component (GO): cytoplasm
Molecular function (GO): ATP binding; protein kinase activity
Source: RefSeq, a predicted model, not a curated record